AAAAAAAAAAAGGAAAAAUCCUCUUUAUCGCCCCUUCUUUCUCUCCUCUGUUUCUCUAUCUACUAUUCUCUCAACAGCGAAAAUGGUGUCGACGAUUCCCCUAACGGGUCAGAUGUCAAAUCCACAUGGACUCGGAAUCACUGAGUGGGAAAGACGAACCUCAUCUUCUUCACUAUCACUAUGUAAUAUAAAUUCAACUGCGAACAUAGUUGGCAAGCAGAUUCCGUGGUAUGGUUGUAGGAAAUUGAGGCAUAAUCGUAGAUCUCUUUGUGUAUAUGGUCUAUUUGGAGGGAAGAAGGAAAAUAAUGAGAAGGCUGAUGAUGCCUCUUCAAAGGCAGGGAUUUUCGGAAACAUGCAAAACCUAUAUGAAACUGUGAAGAAGGCACAAAUGGUUGUCCAAGUGGAGGCUGUUAAAGUACAAAAAGAACUUGCCGUAGCAGAAUUUGAUGGUUUCUGCGAAGGCGAGCUAAUAAAGGUUACACUAUCUGGGAACCAACAACCUGUACGCACAGAGAUCACUGAAGCUGCAAUGGAAUUAGGACCAGAAAAACUCUCUCUUUUGAUUACUGAGGCAUACAAGGAUGCCCACCAAAAAAGUGUUCAGGCUAUGAAAGAAAGAAUGAGUGAUCUUGCCCAGAGUCUAGGAAUGCCUCCAGGUCUCAAUGAUUCACUACAGUAAUCAUGCUUAUUUUAUUUUAUUUUAUUUUUUUCAUGUACUUGUCUGAGAUGAACAUCAAUUUUGUAUGUGUACCAGGCUCCAGGCAAAAAUGCUCCCUUGUAGGAUUCAUUUAAUUUUACAGUUUAAAUGGAAGUUGUUGUGUUUGAAUCAA
Molecule: messenger RNA, 830 nt
Organism: Morus notabilis
Lineage: Eukaryota; Viridiplantae; Streptophyta; Magnoliopsida; Rosales; Moraceae
Product: nucleoid-associated protein At4g30620, chloroplastic
Exons: 7
Coding region: 83-679 (198 amino acids)
Molecular function (GO): DNA binding
Source: RefSeq, a predicted model, not a curated record